AUGGCGCCUAUGUCGCAGGAGGACCUGGAAUGGUUCAAGUCGACUUUCCGCCCGAUCCCCAAGCCCGAGAUCCCCGAUGAUUCUAUCGACUAUUCUCUCUACUAUAUCCCUUCGAGCCCCGCCCCCGCCAUUAUCGAUGAGGUCGCAGAAACGCGCGCGCGACUGGUGGAGGUACAACGAACUUCUGCGGAAUUGGUGAAAGACCUGUUGAAGGACUACAUAUGGCAGCGCGAGGGAUUUCGAUUGGAGAUCACAAAAGAUGAUGGAGUGACCUCGUUGCAUGGACGCACGAACUUUGGCGAUUCGAUCGAGGAUGAAUGGGUCGUUGUGUACUUGCUCCGCGAAUUAACUAAGAAGCACAAGGAUGUCUGGGCGAAGGCUGUGGAUGGCGACGGCCAGUUUCUUCUCGUGGAGGCUGCCGCCACAUUACCGGCUUGGUUGGAGCCUGAAGUCGCCGAUAACAGAGUGUGGAUAAACCAGGGACAACUUGUCAUCAUUAAGCCGAAGAACGAUAAGGGGAGAGUGACGGAAAAAAUAUCUCUGGAGGACGCGAGGCACAUUAUAACAAAGGAGCCGGAACGUCUGAUGCGCUCGACUAUGGUUCAGGAGGAGGCGUUUUAUCGCUUGCGCAACUAUCCUAAGCAGAUUAACGAAAACCUCCACUCCGCUCUGGUGACCAUCCCGCGCAAGGUCGCCUUUUUGCUGCACCAGAAGCCCGCAUAUAUCUCGGCCGCUGUGGAAGCUUUCUAUUUACGAGACCCUAUUGCCCUCCGGCCCCUGCGAUCCAAGGAUGUCGACAACUUUACCUUCAAACCCGAGGACUUCGUCACCGUCAGCGUCCGCUUCACUCGGGUCGGAUAUGCGCAACUCAAGAGUCAGGACUUCCCCGUCCCGAAGGCGUGGGCCGAACAACUGCCCUCCACGGAUGACCGGAAAUUGUACGAUCGGGCAGAGAUUGGCAUGAAGCUUUCUUGCGGGUUUGAGAUGCUUAUUACGGAUCCCCAGAAUCAAGACAAGUCAGCUGUGAGGGAGAUGAAGCUGGUUCUGGAAGACUUGGAAACCGGGGACGAGCAGCUACCGACGGAUAAGGACAUUGAAACAUGGGAUAAACGCGAGGAUGACGAAAAGUGGCUGGAUAUCAGUUUCGAAGACCUGGAUCGAGAGCUGAAGGGCAAGGGCAAAGACAAGGAGGGUGAAGCCCCUUCUGAAGGAGCGUUUGGGGAUGCGAACGCCCAGGAGAACCUGCAGCGCAUCGUGGCUCAAUUCGAAAAGUUUUUGAACGAUGAUUCAGCUGGCUUUGAAGGAGCGGAAUUUAUUGACGACUAUGAUUCGGACUCUGACGAGGACGACGACGACGAGGAGGAAGGUAGUAGCGACGGUGAGGAUAAAGAGGCCUCGUUCGACGAAGAGGAAUUCUCCAGGAUGAUGAAAGAGAUGAUGGGAAUGCCGUCAGGGAUGCCGUCAAGGUCCGGCCUCCAGGGACCGCCCCUACCUUCAGCGUCGCGUAACAGAGUACAAGAAUUGGACAGUGAAUCCGAGGAUGACACAGAGCAGAUCCAGGAGCUGUCGAAGCAAAUGGAGGCGGAGCUGCGAGGCACAGGCGUUCUCAAUCUCAAUCGCAAGGGUAAUAAUGCUAGUGGCAAACAGGCCCUGGCCGAAAGGUCAGAUGAGGGCAAAGACGAGGAUGUUCUGGAUUUUGAGGAUGAGGAUAUCGAUGUCAACUUUGCGAAGAAUUUGCUUGAAAGCCUCCAGGGCCAGGCUGGCACCGCAGGCCCGGCAGGGAACAUGCUUUCGAUGAUGGGCCUGCCCAUUCCGAAAGACGAUCGUCACCGCUGAAACAGCUACACCGUGAAGAUAGUCAACAAAAAUGGCAGUCGGCUCUGACAGUCGAAAGGCUGUUCUGUCUAGAAUGACAGAUCUUCAGUCUGCUUGUCCUCCCACGGGCUUGCAUAUCGCCCUCCCCCAUUCUCUUAAGGCAGUCAGCCCAGGAAUGUCAGGUUUGGCACUCUUUGAAGGUUCAAGGACGCUCGCUGUAUAUGGGGGUCCGGUCUGCGAUUGUGCGAUGAUCAUGGGCACUGGAGCGUACCUCGCCCAAUACCUCAGCACUGGGUUAAAUGAGAACGGAGCUGUGAAGGGGAGGGGGGAACCGAGGGCGACAGUCCCGUCUUCUUGGGAAAUAGUUGCGCACCAUCUUGUGGCCGAUGGCCUUCUCUCUCUAUCAGCAUUGGAUGGCAUAAAUGCUGGAACCAUGUUUAACUGGCUGGCUCCGGUGGCAAAC
This is a messenger RNA of Aspergillus heteromorphus CBS 117.55, 2278 nucleotides long. Its product is annotated as putative regulatory factor Sgt1. The record is from RefSeq and is a predicted model, not a curated record. Lineage: Eukaryota; Fungi; Ascomycota; Eurotiomycetes; Eurotiales; Aspergillaceae. Gene Ontology annotation, cellular component: nucleus. The transcript is spliced from 3 exons. The coding region runs from base 1 to 1836 and encodes 611 amino acids.